Messenger RNA from Rhizophagus irregularis DAOM 181602=DAOM 197198, 380 nucleotides. RefSeq lists its product as uncharacterized. Lineage: Eukaryota; Fungi; Glomeromycota; Glomeromycetes; Glomerales; Glomeraceae. The record is from RefSeq and is a predicted model, not a curated record.
UAAAAGAAUUGAUCGAAUGGAUAAAAGAAUUCUUGAAAUAGAGAAAUCCAAAUUCGAGGGAAAAGUUAUCCAAUUGGAGGAAGAUAAUGCCCAAUUAGAAAAAGACAAUAUCCUUCUGAGGAAUGAAAACAUCGAAUUAAAGAAUGAAAAUAUUCAGCUGAAGGCAUGGAUUGACGAAAUGGAGAACAACAAUAUUCCAUUGGUAAACGAAGAUACCAAAUACGGAAACGUCUCAAAAAAUGAACUCACUAAAACGUCUCAAUAUCACUAACAUCAGUUAUUGAUGAUUUCUUUUGUAUUAUUCGAAUAAUAUUUCAAGAAAGCGUCACCGAAUGUCUUGUGCGAUUGUGCCGUAUGUGAUUGGAAUGUAUACGAAAAUG